Dunckerocampus dactyliophorus (ringed pipefish) is the source of this 6787-nucleotide messenger RNA. RefSeq names its product AT rich interactive domain 2 (ARID, RFX-like) (gene arid2). Gene Ontology annotation, molecular function: DNA binding. The transcript is spliced from 21 exons. NCBI's taxonomy places the organism in Eukaryota, Metazoa, Chordata, Actinopteri, Syngnathiformes, Syngnathidae. Gene Ontology annotation, biological process: regulation of DNA-templated transcription. The record is from RefSeq and is a predicted model, not a curated record. The coding region runs from base 407 to 5293 and encodes 1628 amino acids. Gene Ontology annotation, cellular component: SWI/SNF superfamily-type complex.
GGCCUCUCCGCGGCCUUCUCAUCUUUUUGUCUCAGAACAGGAUCCCUCUGCCGCUCUACAGUGUGUGCGAUAGCCUCGGAGCCGCGUCCGUACCACACUGUCAAACCACUCCAAACGAAUACAACCGCGACCAAACGCAUUAAUCCGGCACCUUCCGCCAUGGCGCGCCGAAUCUGCCGCUAGAUCGGUCGUAUUUGGGACUAUUCGUUGCAACUUAGUCCGGGUUGAAUCGCUUGCUUGCUGUGUGCAUCAGUCUUUAUUAGCGAGCUUCCCCGCUCUUCUUGCUAUCAGCUUAUUUAACUUUUUUAAAAAACACACUCAGCUUCGCGAAUGACUGAGCGCCGGCGGAGUAUGGGAUCCUUGGCGUCUUAGGAAGCGAGCGAAGUGGGCUUUAACCGUUCAAACGAUGGCAAAUUCGACGGGGAAAAACCUUCCAGAUCAGCGGCGGAAAGGACAGGCUUUCCUGGACGAGCUGCGGCAAUUCCACCAAAGCAGAGGAUCACCGUUUAAGAAGAUUCCUAUCGUGGGUGGGAAAGAGCUGGACCUGAGCGCUCUCUACAUCAGAGUCGUCUCUUUAGGUGGAUUUGCUAAGGUGUCUGACAAAAACCAAUGGAUUGAGCUCGGAGAGGAGUUUAACUUCCCAAGGAGUUGCUCCAACGCUGCAUUCGCUUUAAAACAGUACUACCUUCGAUACUUGGAGAAGUAUGAGAGAGUCCAUCACUUUGGUGAGGAUGACGACGAGGCGCAGCCGGGGAAUCCCAAAACCUCUCUUCCAGUUGGCGCAAUUCCCACGUCCUACAACUACCAGCAACAUGUUGUAUCAGACUAUCUCCGCCAAAGCUACGGGCUGUCUACGGAUUUUGUUCCGCCGUGUGACUACAACAAACUGGUGCUGUCUCUCCUUUCGGGCCUACCCAACGAAGUGGACUUUGCCGUCAAUGUUUGCACUCUGCUCUCCAAUGAGAGCAAGCAUGCCAUGCAGCUGGACAAGGACCCCAAAGUGGUCACAUUGCUGUUGGCCCAUACUGGUGUCUUUGACGACUCGCUCGGCAGCUUCUCUGGGGUGUUUGGUACUGACUGGAAGGAGAAAACAUCCCGAGACUUUAUCAGGUUUUGGAAAGAGGUGGUGGAGGAUGCUGAAGUCAGGGAGCUGAUCUGGGACAAGAGCAGCACAGCACAAGAUGGUACAUCCGUAGCAGAACGUUGGCAAAGUCUCUUCCACCCACCACGGAACCAGGGCAUCAGCGACAUGGAGGCCCAGCGGGUGCUGCAGGUCGCAGUCAUCCUGCGAAACCUCUCCUUCGAGGAGGCCAACGUCAAGCUGCUGGCAGCCAACCGAACGUGCCUGCGCUUCCUUUUGCUCUGUGCUCACUGUAACCUCAUUGCACUCCGACAGCUCGGACUCGACACGUUGGGCAACGUGGCUGCCGAGCUUCAGCUUGAUCCCGUUGACUUUCGGAUGACUCAUCUGAUCUUUCACACCAUCACCAAAUGCUUGAUGUCCAGAGACAGGUUUCUCAAAAUGAGAGCCAUGGAGAUCCUGGGCAACCUCAGCAAAGCAGAGGACAACGGCGUGCUCAUCUGCGAAUAUGUGGACCAGGACUCUUACAGGGAGGUUAUGAUGCUCCUCACUCUGCCUGACCUCAUGCUCCUCAUGGCCUCCUUGGAGGUGCUGUACCUGUUGGCUCAGCUUGGAGAGGUUCCCUGCAGCAAGAUAGCCUCGGUCGACCAUAGCAUAGACUUGUUAGUGAGGUUAGUAUCUGUUGACCUUCAUACAUUCGGACCAGAUGCUCUAACAGCGGUACGGUUGAUCGAGCAUCAGGCCAACACCGAACAGGCAACGGAGGUUCGACCGCAGCUGGUAGAGCAGGUACCUGCGGCUGUGCAGGGAGCAACAUCUACUACAACAAGGGCUCCGGUUCAGUCCACACAACCGCCGCCUGGCAUAGUCGAACUUGAUGGAGAGAAAUUUACACUGCAAUGGCUAAACGCGCACUUUGAGACAAACACUGAGGGCUCGGUGUCCCGAUCGGACAUGUACUCGGAGUACCUGGCCACGUGCAGCAAAAUGGGACGAAGUAACAUCUUGAACUCAACCGGCUUCCUCAAAUGUCUACGGACUGUGUUUCCCAAUCAUACAAUGCGGCGGCAGGAGGAGACCAAAACCAGUGGCCCAAUUCACAUCCUCCUGGUGGGGAUAAGGCGAAGGUCGAUACCCCUGCCCAUUCAACUAUAUUACCAGCAGUCUCAACAGCAGCAGACGCCAGGAGCAACACCCCCUCCUGUAGUUCGACAAGAAGCCCCUGGAGACCCACAGGUUCCAUCUCCAGGGAUACCUCCUGGGAAUACACCACAGAUGGGACGGACACCAGGUCCCAGUGUCAGCGCAGGUGGUCCAGCUGGUCCUCACCCGGUGCAGUUAUCGUCAAAUACCCAGACAGUAGUGCAGCAGGUCCGGCCCUGUCCAGCGGUUCAGAUCCCAACAUCAUCAUCGGCUUUCCAGAACCACAGCCCCCAGAACCCUGCUGCGCCAACUCCUGCUCAGCAACACUGCCCCAUCCUCCCCACCGGGACACCAGUCACGCUAUUUCAGCAAGUACCUCAGGGCCACAUACUUACGGCCAGGGUACAAGGUGUCUGUCCCCCAAUCUCCCAGCACCCGCCCCUCACUCAAACCCCUCCUCUUUCGGCACCACAAGGAGGCUCUCCCCAGGUAGAGCCUCAGUGUGGUGUGGCUGCAUCUGCAUCCACCUCUUCCAUCCAGGCGUCAUCAACAGGGUCACGUGUCACAUUUCAGAAUAUUGCCCCCAAGCCAGCGCCAAACCAGACAGCUGUACCAGCAGCCACGAUAGCCGCCCCCAACCAGCAGCCUCAACAACAGGCACAGAGUGUGGUUAUAGUCAGUCCUAGCCCUCAACAGACCCCUGUCUACACCCCCGCCAUACACCAAAUCGUUCUUGCCAAUCCUUCUGCCAUUCCCGGUGCCCAGACUAUCCAGUUAGCAGGGCAGCCUGCAGCUCCUUCCAGUCCCUGCCCACCUGCUGCAUCCCACUCAAAUGCCCUUGUGCAGCCCAAUCAAACUGUCAGCCAGACACUGUCCAUGAAAAGGCAUCAGCAGCAGCCGUCACUUCAAAUGAUUCCGCAAACUCCCCCCUCUCAGCCUACCUCCUCAGAAUCCAGCUUGAUCAAACAGCUUCUGCUUCCAAAGCGAGGGCCUUCCACGCCAGGUGGAAAGCUCAUCCUUCCUGCGCCACAGGUACCCCCUCCCAACAGCACGAUAGCCCCAAAUUCACAAGUCAUCUACCAGGCAGCCUACAACACCCAGGGGCCCUCUCCACAACCUCAACAGCUCAAUGUUCAGCUAGUUCCUGGUCAAGUUCAGCUCUUGCCAGGCCAGCUCAUCUCGACAAGUAGUCCAGCUACAAUCAUCCAGGCCCCCAUGGCGACUGGACAAGUCACAUUUACUGUGGUCCCUAACACUGGCUUCACCACGUCUACUGCAGCCGUCGCCGCGGUCAGCGCAGUGGCCCCAAGUGUUCCCCAGCCUCCGUUAUCGACUGGAACCGUGCCCCAGCAAGCCCCUGCUGUCCCACCGCCAUCACCACUGCCACCGAAUCCACUCCGAGGAGACAAGAUCAUCUGUCAAAAGGAGGAGGAGGCCAAGGACGCCACUGGGUUGCACAUUCAUGAGCGGAAAAUCGAGGUCAUGGAGAACUCCUCUUUGCCAGAUGGAGACUCCACCAAUGGGAAAACCAGUAACGGCGAUGUUGGAGUAGGUGGCAAGCUGCUAAACGGUCGGAAGUGCGUGGAGUCUAAUCUACCUCCAUACCACUCAGGGAACACCCAGGGGGCACUAAAUGGUCCGGCUGUGGAGAGUCCCCCUGCUAAUGGGAAGCAGGCCCUCUCCCCUAGACUUGACGCCCCUUUGGAGGCGAACCCCGACUCUAAAAAGACACUGGUCAAUGGGGUGUGUGAUGUUGAUCGGGGCGACUGUGGUGUCAUUAACAAAAACAUUCCAAAUCACAUUGCUUCCAAACAGUACUUGGGGAAUGGAGAUGUGGGCCCUACAGAGAAGAGUCACAGCUCAACCCCCCCUGCUCCCAGCCCUCCACUGCAGCAGGAUACUGCCAAAGCCCAGCAGGCUGAGCGCCUGGCCAAUGGACCUCAGGCAGUAGGCACCAGGCCUCCCUCAGAAUUAACAAACGGACCUUUGGGGCCGGGCCACGCCGUGCCUGUGCUAAGGCAGCAACUGCUUCCCAAUUCCUCCCUCCCUCCGACUCUUCCCGUUACCUCCCCGAGCGUGGUCACCUCCCCUGCAAACGGAGUAGCCUUGGAGGCCCGGGGCGUGAAGAGGCCUGCUGAGAACGAGGAUCGCACGGCGUCAGCCCCCUCCUCGGGGAUCCCCAAUAAAGUGGGAGUGCGGAUAAUCACCAUCAGUGACCCCAACAACGCCGGCAACAGCUCCACGAUGGUGGCGGUGCCGGCGGGAACAGACCCAAGCACAGUAGCCAAAGUAGCAAUAGAAAACGCCACUCAGCAGAGGAACUGCUCACCAACACAGACGGCUGGCUCAACGCCUACUGUUACCCCAUCCCCGCCCCCUGUGACCCAGCCUGCAAAUGCGGAUAGCAAUGGCCCUCAUCUCCCUCCAACACAGCAAGCCCCCACGGCACCACCAGAGCAGAACAGGAAAGCGGGGCAGAACUUCAAAUGUCUUUGGCAAUCGUGUAAACGGUGGUUUGAGACCCCAUCACAAGUGUUUUAUCACGCGGCAACGCAACACGGUGGAAAAGAUGUGUACGGAGGCCAUUGUCAGUGGGAGGGAUGCGACCCUUUUCCACGACAGAGACUGUCCUUCAUUACGCAUCUACAGGACAAGCACUGUUCUCGGGACUCUUUGCUAGCUGGACUCAAACUGGAGGAACAGCAAGCCCAGCAAAGUCCCAACCAGACUUCUUCCCAGACGCCACCAGUGGCAGGCAGUAGUACACCGGCAGGCCGACCGGCGAAAGCGAUCGUCAAUCAUCCGAGUGCAGCCCUCAUGGCCCUCCGCAGAGGCUCUCGAAACCUGGUCUUCAGGGACUUCACGGAUGAGAAAGAGGGACCAGUGACCAAACACAUAAGACUAACUGCUGCCUUAACGUUAAAGAACAUCGCCAAGCACUCGGACUGUGGUCGUGUCUUGGUAAAGAAGCACGAGACUCACCUCUCUGUGCUCGCACUAAGCAACAUGGAGGUUUCCACCACACUCGCCAAAUGCCUUUAUGAACUGACACGCUCGCUUCAGGCCUAACGCCAAAAAGGACAACCUCUAGAAAGCCCUCCAUCCUCACGCGAGGCGAACGAGGACAAAGGAAAGACGCCGGUGAGCCGUAGCGGGUCUGUCGAGGAGGAGAGCGCAGGAUCUGGACCGAAGACCUUCCUCCUGCCACCCACUCAUCCUCAGCUCCUUCAACCUGUGUUUGAACCCCCUCACACUCUGGACCACACACUCAAAAACUGCCACGGGGUCUUCCACCAGCUGCCCAGCAGGGGGAGCUCUUUCCGACUGCUUCCCCAAGGGACGACAAACACCCCCGCAAAGCACCAAACACGAGCACAUUUUGUUAGCUUUGUUUUCGUCCCAUGAAGUGACGUUUCGACUGAAGACCACCAGGUGGUUCGGGUGCCCGGGGCAGAAGGCGGGGCUUUGAAAGGCGUCCCACAGGGUUGCGUAGAGGACUCAGCUGGCAACUGGCGCCGAUUUUUUUUUUUUUUUUUUUCCUUUAAAACUUGGUAGCUUGGUUUUUCUUACUUGAGUCGAUAUAUUUUCACUUAUUUAUUAUUAAUGAAAUGAAUACCAUUACAAUUAAUAAAAUCUUGUAAAUAUGUUGUGAAUAUAUAUAAAGAAGAUCCUCUUUCAUGAUGAUGCAGCCACUGGAGAACUUGCUCUGUGGCGUUAAUAGAAGCAUUACUUUGGUAGGAUUGAAUAAAGUAGUAUGUUUUGUUUUGGGGGGUUUUUUGUUGCUUUUUUUAUGAUCCCUGGUCACUUGUAACUAAUGUGAUUCUAUACUCAGCAGUGGAUGAAUGUACUUAAAACCCUGUAAAUACUUCUGCAAAGGUACUGAUGCUGUAAAGCCUGGGGAGAGGAAAAAAAAACAGUUUUUUGUGGAACUGUGACAUUUUUGUAUUAUAUAAUACCUUGUAGAACUCAUUUUGCUGGCUGAAAGAGUAUGGAAUAAUAUAUCAUGUCAUUUUGUAGAACAAAAAAUAUUGAAGGUAUUUUCCCCCCUUUCUGUUCCCUCACGCCUUCCCAUCAACGCGCGCAUGCGCACACACACACACACACAAAGUGACAUUUAUCUAUCCACUGUAAGUGUUUUGUCAUAGUACGAGCACAGUGCACGUACCAAAAUUCUUUUUGUAUUUGUAAAUUGGUUUAAAUACAUGGAUUUUUAUACAGGUUUUCUCCUGUGUUCUUUGCUUUAUGUGCAGGUAUAAUAUUUUCUUCACCACUUUUUUCUAUCUUAAUAUAGUGUGGAGUUUUAUUGUACUAUUUUUUCAUUCUUAAUACCAUGCCACAUUCCGCCUUACCUCACGUCCUCUCCGAUUGUCCUCUCGACCGUGUGUUGUGUAACAUUUGAUGACUUCCUGUCCUAUUAGCAUCUGACCGGGGCUACCCAACCAUCCUCCAUUUCUGCGGUGUCAGUAAGAUGUGUGACUAAACAUAGACCUAACAGUCUGUUAGAGAUUGGCUUUAUUUACUUUGGUGACUGUUUAUAGUUUUUAAAUAAAAAAAAACACUGAA